Phytophthora nicotianae INRA-310 is the source of this 369-nucleotide messenger RNA. RefSeq lists its product as hypothetical. Bases 1 to 369 code for a protein of 122 amino acids. Gene Ontology annotation, molecular function: peptidyl-prolyl cis-trans isomerase activity. NCBI's taxonomy places the organism in Eukaryota, Oomycota, Peronosporomycetes, Peronosporales, Peronosporaceae. The record is from RefSeq and is a predicted model, not a curated record. The transcript is spliced from 3 exons.
AUGAUGGAAGCCAAGGACUUCGUGAUUUCCAACAUUCGUCCCGGUGAGAUCCAAGUUGAAGUGUUCGUGGCAGGUGAUGGACUCAAUUAUCCGAAAAAGGGUCAGACGGUGGUCAUCCAUUACACGGGCUACCUUCAAGACGGCAAGAAAUUCGAUUCAUCUCGAGAUCGAGAGAAGCCUUUCAAGUUCAAACUCGGCGCUGAGCAGGUGAUUCCUGGUCUGGACGAAGGAGUCGAGAGGUUGUGCAUGAAAGAAAGAGCCAAGUUAUUCGUGCCUGCUGACAAAGCUUACGGACGCAAAGGUUUCCCAGGUCUAGUGCCACCCAACACAAAUCUCAUCUUUGACAUCGAGCUACUUACAUUUCGUUAG